AUGUCACUAAAGUAUGAAAAUUUCCAAGACUUGGAGAGCGAGGAGAGAAGAGAUCGCUUUAGGAAUGGGCUGCCUCCUCCCCAGUCUUUCCUGCAGCGUCUCUGCUCCGGCCCCCGCCUAGUCCUGCUCAGCUUGGGCCUCAGUCUUCUUCUAUUGGUUGCCAGCAGUGUUAUUGGAUUCAAAAAUUCCAAGUUCCAAAGGGACCUGGCAAGCCUGAGAACAUCAUUCAGCAAUUUCACAUCAAACACAGAGGCUGAGUUCCAGGCCCUGAGAUCGCAGGGUCACAGUGUACAAAAAACCAUAGAAUCCCUGAAAACUGAGGUGGAGAAUCACAGUCAGGAGUUGCAAGCAGCUCGUAGUUUGAAUGACAAGGUUCUUGCUCUGGAAAACACGCUGGAUAAACAGCAGCAGCAGCUCAAAGCAGAUUAUUCGGAAAUGCUCUCAUUUGUCCAGAAGUUGGCCAGAGACCUGAACUCUCUGAACUGCAAGAUAGCUUCUCUCAAGAACAAUGGCUCUCAAACUUCCUGUUGUCCCACUAAUUGGCUGGAGAAUGAAGGCAGCUGCUACUGGUUCUCUAGCUCUGGGAAGUCCUGGCAUGAGGCUGACAAAUACUGUCAACUGGAGAACGCCCAUCUGGUCGUCAUCAAUUCCAGGGAGGAGCAGAAUUUUGUACAGAAACAUAUAGGUUCCUCAUAUACUUGGAUGGGCCUCAGUGAUCCUGACGGUAUCUGGAAAUGGGCAGACGGGACAGACUAUGAAACCAACUUCAAGAACUGGAGGCCAGGACAGCCAGAUGACUGGCAUGGACACGGGCUGGGUGGAGGUGAGGACUGUGCCCACUUCCAUCCCGAUGGCAGGUGGAAUGAUGAUGUCUGCCAGAGGAUCUACCGAUGGGUCUGUGAAAUUGACCUGAGUCCACCCAGCUAA
This is a messenger RNA of Sorex araneus (European shrew), 927 nucleotides long. RefSeq names its product C-type lectin domain containing 10A. The record is from RefSeq and is a predicted model, not a curated record. Gene Ontology annotation, molecular function: signaling receptor activity. Lineage: Eukaryota; Metazoa; Chordata; Mammalia; Eulipotyphla; Soricidae. The transcript is spliced from 9 exons. Bases 1 to 927 code for a protein of 308 amino acids.